AUGUCUUCCACCAACAACAUCGCGUUCACUGCCCCGAUCAACCCUUCCUCCCCAGCCCUCACGCGCAAGCAGAUCUGGGCCGGACUACUCCUCAAGAUUCGUUCUGCUGAAACAUUUGUCCCAGCCGCUAUUCAAUCCACCACGGUCCUAAGUGAAUCAGUCGAUCCGGCAACCGGUAAUUCCGUCACUGUGCGGGAAGUACUUUUCCGCGAAACCCAGCGGAAAGUCCAGGAAACGGUUACAGCCUUUGAAGACUGUCGCGUGGAAUUUGCCCAGCCGGAUGGAAGCCGAGUCAGCAACGUUAUCAGUGAAGGCGCGAACGGCGAGUUAUUUAUGACCUAUAUCUUCGAGUGGAGGCAUCCUGGUGUCUCGAAGGAGGAAUUGGAAGCACUUCUUGAGAAGGAGAAGAAAAUGAGUCAGAUGGCGGUUGAAGGCACUAUCAAAGUUCUGAGGGAAUUGGUCCAACAGGGUAAGCUUUGA
Messenger RNA from Penicillium lagena, 480 nucleotides. Its product is annotated as SRPBCC family protein. Lineage: Eukaryota; Fungi; Ascomycota; Eurotiomycetes; Eurotiales; Aspergillaceae. The record is from RefSeq and is a predicted model, not a curated record. The transcript has a single exon. The coding region runs from base 1 to 480 and encodes 159 amino acids.